UAGCAUUGUUCAUAACAGAGUUAUAUUUAUUUUAGCUUUUAAUUUUUCAGAGAAGAGUAACAAGAAGAAUGAAUGCUUCUCUCCUAAAUGUUCCUCAGGAUCAAUUAACAUUCAAGGACGUGGCUUUGGACUUCUCACAGGAGGAAUGGGAAUGUCUUGACAGUGCUCAGAGGGCAUUGUACAUGGAUGUGAUGUUAGAGAAUUACAACAAUCUGUUUUUUGUGGAGAAUCAUGGGAUGUGUCAUACAUAUGAGAACAUCUUGGAUCAAGACCUACAGCAUAUUGUCCAUGAUCAUGGGAAUAUCCAAGUGAAAUCUUAUACAUGUCAUGAGCUUGGCAAAAUCCUUCAUGAAUCCACCCAAAGUACACCUUAUAAAACUAACCUCAGGGCUACGUCUGUUGAAUCAUCAAACCUAAGCAGACAUGAAACUGAAAACAUCAGAGAACCUUGUAACUCUAAAAACCCUGCUAACUGUUUAAAUUCAUUCUCUACCAUUAGUUUAACUCAGGGAAUCCAUAGAAGCAAAGAAUACAAUGGUACAGAGCUUGAUAAGGUUUUUGACUCUAAACAAAAACUCAUGCUGAAGCAAACCAAUAAUAGAAAGAAACCUUACAAAUGUAGUGAAUGUGACAAAUGUUUCACCAAGAAAUGCAAGCUUAGACAACAUCAGACAAUUCAUACAGGAGAGAAACCUUAUAAAUGUAGUGAAUGUGACAAAUGCUUUACCCAAAAAGACAGUCUUAUUAUUCAUCAGAGAAUUCAUACAGGAGAGAAACCUUACAAAUGUAGUGAGUGUGACAAAUGCUUUACCAGCAAAAGCAGUCUUAAUGUUCAUCAGAAAGUUCAUACAGGAGAGAAAUCAUACAAAUGUAUUGAAUGUGACAAAUCUUUUACCCAGAAAGGCCAUCUUAUAAUUCAUCAGAGAAUCCAUACAGGAGAAAAACCUUACAAAUGUAGUGAAUGUGACAAAUGCUUCACCUACAAAAAUGGCCUUAGAAGUCAUCAGAUUAUCCACACAGGAGAGAAAGCUUACAAAUGUAGUGAAUGUGGCAAAUGCUUUACCCACAAAGGCGAUCUUAGAAGACAUCAGAACAUUCAUAUGGGAGAAAAACCUUACAAAUGUAGUGAAUGUGACAAAGGCUUUACUCAAAAAUGCCGUCUUAUCAUUCAUCAGAUAAUUCAUACAGGAAAGAAAGGUUACAAAUGUAGUGAAUGUGACAAAUGCUUUAUCCUCAAAAGUGAUCUUAGUAUUCAUCAGAGAAUUCAUACAGGAGAAAAACUUUACAGAUGUAGUGAAUGUGACAAAUGCUUUACAAAGAAAUACCGUCUUGGAAUUCAUCAGAGAAUACAUUCAGGAGAGAAACCUUACAAAUGCAGUGAAUGUGACAAAUCUUUUACUCAGCAAGGCAAUCUUAGAAUUCAUCUGCGAAUUCAUACAGGAGAAAAACCUUAUAAAUGUAGUGAAUGUGACAAAUUGUUUACUCAAAAAUGCAGUCUUAUUAUUCAUCAGAGAAUUCAUGCAGAAGAAAAACCCUACAAAUGUAGUAAAUGUGAUAAAUGCUUUACCCGCAAAAGCAGUCUUAGUACUCAUCAGAGCAUUCAUAUAGGUGAGAAACAUUAUAAAUGCAAUGAGUGUGACAAAUGCUUUACUGACAAAUACUGUCUUAGAACUCAUCAGAGAAUACAUUCAGGAAAUCAACCUUACAAAUGCAGUGAAUGUGACAAAUCUUUUACCCUGAAAGCCAGGCUCAGGAGUCAUCAGAGAAUUCAUACAGGUGAGAAACCUUACAAAUGUCACGAAUGUGGCAAAAACUUUACGCAAAAAGGAAGUCUUCUUAUUCAUCAGAGAAUUCAUACAGGAGAGAAACCUUACAAAUGUAGUGAAUGUGACAAAUGCUUUACCAACAAAAGCAGUCUUCAUGUUCAUCAGAGAGUUCAUACAGGAGAGAAGCCUUACAAAUGUAGUGAAUGUGACAAAUGCUUUUCCCACAAAGGCGAUCUUAGAAAGCAUCAAAGAAUUCAUACAGGUGAGAAACCUUACAAAUGCAGUGAAUGUGGCAAAACCUUUACCCAAAAAGGAAGUCUUCUUAUUCAUCAGAGAAUUCAUUCAGGAGAGAAACCUUACAAAUAUAGUGAAUAUGAUAAAUGCUUUACCUUCAAAAGCAGUCUUAUAAUUAAUUAAAGAAUCCAUGCAGGAAAAAAAAACCUUUAAAAUAUAGUGAAUGUGACAAAUUCUUUAGUCAGAAAAAUAUCUUAGCCCUCAAUAGAGAAUGUGAAGUAGAGAAACUUCACAAAUGAAGUGAAUAAGAAAAAUCCUUUCCCAAGGAAGAUCAUCUUAGAAUUUAUCAGAGAAUACAUAUAAAAGAGUCCUUAAAAAUGUAGUAAAUGUACACAUUUUUUAGUAUUGACUCAUUGAUUAGAAUACAUCAAAAAAUACAUACAAGACAAAAAACUCAGAAAUGUAAUGUAUGAAGAAAGGUUUUUAGCCAAAUCUCAGAUCUAAGAAAAUACCUUGAAAUUUAUAGUCAGAAAAAAAAAAUAUCCAAUGUGGCAUGUACUUUAUCCAAGUCAUAUUGUUUGCAACUCUUGAGGCUCCACACUAGAGAAUUAUUAUUUAUUAUAUACAUGAGAAACUUGUGGAAGUGUUUAAUGCUCAAAUCUUAGAAACUACCCAGGGUUUAUGCUGAGAGAAACUGAAAAUGUGACAAUGAAGGGAAUCUUUAAUUAAAAGUUUUACUUGUUCACUUUCAAAUAUAUCAUAAUGAAGAUACAAUGGAGAUGCUAGAAGAAUAUGGAAUUGAGUAAUGUUUCCUGGAGACUGAAAUGAUCUAUUUCAAAGAGAAGCUGGUUAAAGCAAUAAAUACAUACUUCAGAAUAGCUAAUGAAACUGACAUCCUUCUGUAUGCUUGUAAUUCAAAGAAUCCAUGCAGGAAAAAAUAAUAACUCAAAAUAAUUUACUCAAAUUACGCUUCUUAAAAGAGGAUUUGACAAACUGAACCACAAAGAUAGGAUGUUCUUUAUCCUGUAGAUAUGCUUAUAGUUAUGCAUUUUGCUCCCAGUGUCCAGCAUUAUCUGUAUCAUAUGCUGGUUUUAAGUUUCAGAAUAGCAAUUGUCUUUGAGUCCCUUGGGCUCUCAUCUACUCUUUCCUCUCAGUCCUGUA
Messenger RNA from Mus pahari (shrew mouse), 3161 nucleotides. Its product is annotated as zinc finger protein 665-like. The record is from RefSeq and is a predicted model, not a curated record. Gene Ontology annotation, biological process: regulation of DNA-templated transcription. NCBI's taxonomy places the organism in Eukaryota, Metazoa, Chordata, Mammalia, Rodentia, Muridae. The transcript has 3 exons. Bases 69 to 2183 code for a protein of 704 amino acids.